Messenger RNA from Glarea lozoyensis ATCC 20868, 2385 nucleotides. Its product is annotated as Ankyrin repeat-containing protein. The record is from RefSeq and is a predicted model, not a curated record. Gene Ontology annotation, cellular component: nucleus; cytoplasm. The coding region runs from base 1 to 2385 and encodes 794 amino acids. NCBI's taxonomy places the organism in Eukaryota, Fungi, Ascomycota, Leotiomycetes, Helotiales, Helotiaceae. Gene Ontology annotation, molecular function: protein binding. The transcript has 2 exons.
AUGUCGCUUUUGAGUUCAGGAGACACAUUAUACUCCCCGGACACUUCGGAGUCAUGCUCAGUUGCUCCGACGCUCAAUUUGAAGCCCAGAAAAACUGGGCGACCGAAACAAUGGACGGUAAAGAGGCUGUGGAAGCUGUCGAGGCUCUACUCGUACUCUGACUUGCCGCGGAGUGAUAUCCCGGCAGCACUUCAAGAGAAGAAUUGGACCCCUAGUGAAGAUGCGGUAGCCAAGCACUCGAAAGCUCUCUUUGGUACCGAUCCGCGAUGGCUUCAUCUGCGACCCAAAAACCGCGAUGACAUGGACAAAAGGAUAGAGGCGUUCAAGGACUGCCAGAAGCCAAAAGGGAGGGCUGGAAUCGAUGCAGAAGGCUCAAUUAGGUCUGACGAAGAUCAGGAAACUCUUCUCAAUGCUGACCCGUCGUCGUCGUGGACGGAUGCAUCGCUCGACGAUCUGCUGGAGCUACUCGCGCAGCCGUCCUCCACACCAACUCCGUUAAUUGUCCAUGAUUCUAGUGGAUACAAUCCUGCUCCCAUCCACCCCACUCUCAGAAGUGCAGGAGACAGUGUCUUUCAAGACGAAUCAGUCCUUCCAACUCUGGCCCGGCAGGCUACGCAUAGCUUGGGACCAGGCCCUCUUAAAUUGUUUCCGUACACAAAUGGUGCUGGAAAGGCAACUUCGGACAGCCGGUCUACAUUGUCGACUCAUAUUAGCACAUCGAGUAUUAAACGACGGCUGCCUCGAUACUCCACUCAAUAUUUGAAGAAGAUUGUGCGACUUCUAGACACUCACUCCCUGGAUGAUGCUGCUCCUACAUCUAUCAUUACUCGUUCCGAAUCGGCUAGUUCUACUGAAAAUGAGUCAAAUUAUAGGCAUCGUUAUUCUGGCCUCUCUACAGGCGGAGUCGGAAAUUCUAAGUCUACGGAUAACAUGUUCCCGAACACAUUUCUUGUGCUCGAUCGAUUAAUACAUCGCCAAGGAAUAUGCAUUCCUGGACUGAAACCUCAUGACAAUAAGAUUUGUUGGUGCGCGGUCUCAGAUGAAAUAGGUACUACUGAACUAGAAGUCAUGUCUCCUGAGUAUCUGGGCGAUGAGAAUCUCGACUUCAACUCAAGAGACGACUUUGGUAAUACAGUUCUCCACCUACUCGCUGCCCGUGGUUCUUCGUGGGACUUGAUUUUGGAAGUGAUUGAUCUCGGUGCUGACGUUAACGCAAAAAACGUCGCCGGCCAAAAUUUUCUUCAUGUGUUAGAACAUUCUGCGUUCCAAACCCUUGUGAAAGAUCUUUCUCAGGGUCGAUUAACUUCCAUAUUGCAGAAACUUGAUGUUUCAAGGUUUGAAUUCAACCAUUGCGAUUUAUUCGGUCGCAGUUUUCUCCACAACUUGUUACGCGAAGCACAGAGUCUUUCCGAAAUACCAUUUCCGUACCUUGCGGACUUUAAGAACAUCCCGUCAACCCGAGAUGCGUUUGGAUGGAUACCAAACCCUCACCGGAGAGCCCAAGUCGGGCUGGGCGACGUCUCACAGAUAACAGGCCUUCUUGCCCAGAAUCCGCAAUCGCAACCCAUUGUCGAUAAUUACCGUAUGCCCUUGAAUGUUCCAAAAUCCCCUCUGACGUCAACCCCAAUGCUAUCAACAAAAGGUGUCAAAAAGUCGAACAGACAGAGUAGUCGUGUUCCUGCCGCGGAUAUCAAAACAACCUCAGUCAAACCCGACGAGACCCUUUCUGACGACGAACUUUGGACACAAGCGCGACUCAUCGAGACCGCUAGACUGGCGGCUAGUGCUCCGUGGAUCGAAGAGUCAGAGGGAAGAAAUGGACUUCAAUGCUUAGCAGAAGUAGCACUUGACAUUCAUAUUGACAACGGAACAGUUGUUGCUAGCAAUUCUACUAAACGCAAGCGGAAUCAACCCGAUGUUCUACCUGGAUCAUUAAGGUUGAAUCUUCGAUAUCAGCUUGUUGAAGGGCUAGUGUCGGCAGGUGUUGGGGUCAACAAUUACGAUGAUAGUGGCUCAACAGUCUUAAUGUCAUUUGUUACCCACCUGCCAGACGGUGAGGAUGACAAGGCUCUAGCAAGUGUUCUUGAACUUCUUCUCCACAAAGGAGCAAAUAUCCACAUGCGGAACCGAAAAGGCGAGACGGCACUUCAUAUUGCUGUUCGUCUUGGCCGUAAAGUUGCUACACGCGUUCUCUUAGACCACGGUGCAAAUGUACACGCUCGAACGACUGAAGGCAUCGGAGUCUUACUUCUCGCACGAGCGCACUAUCUCAAGGCGCGUAAUGAUCCUUCGCUUUACGCUUCAAUCAUCGUUUGUAUGGCCAUGGUUAUAGAUCGCGGCGGGGUGGCAUCACCAACUAUUGUACAAGAGUGGUCUUGUCGAUGA